Messenger RNA from Rhinocladiella mackenziei CBS 650.93, 1029 nucleotides. RefSeq lists its product as uncharacterized. Lineage: Eukaryota; Fungi; Ascomycota; Eurotiomycetes; Chaetothyriales; Herpotrichiellaceae. Gene Ontology annotation, molecular function: oxidoreductase activity; ferrous iron binding. The transcript has a single exon. The record is from RefSeq and is a predicted model, not a curated record. Bases 1 to 1029 code for a protein of 342 amino acids.
AUGGGCAAAGUCGUGGCCGCUGUUGGGCUCUCCCAUGCUCCGGGAGCUUUGGCAUUUCCUGAAACUGCCGAUCCCAAAGUCCGUGAGCGUACAGAGAAUGCAACGAGAUCACUGGGCAUCUCGAUCGAGUCAUCUCGACCAGAUGUGAUCAUUGCAUUCCUCGAUGAUCAUUUCGAGAAUUUUUUCCGCAACCUGUGUCCCCCAGUGACAAUGGGUAUUGCAGAUCAACAUGUUGGCCCUGCCGACCAGUGGAUGGAAACUCUGCGGAUAGAUAAAACGACUGUCUUUCCAGGCGCUCCUGCUCUAGCCGAGAAACUCCUGGCCAGUCUUACCAGUCAAGGAUACGAUAUCGCACGUGCCGGGCCAUGCGAGUAUGGCAACAACUUACUCAUGCCAUGGAAAUUGAUGGGGGUCGAAGAGUCGCUGGCCAAUGUUCCCAUAAUUCCCAUUUUCAUCAACGUCUUCACCCCUCCCCUGAUCUCUUACAGGAGGGCAUACAACCUGGGAGAAGCCGUCCGUCACGGUGUUGAAACUGCUUUUUCCGAGGACACGAGAGUCGCCUUCAUCUCCACUGGAGGCCUCUCCCACUGGCCCCCAUACUGGAGCCCCAUUCAGGGCGGUGAUCCACCCACAGACCCGUUCCUUCAGCGUAUCAAGCGCUAUCAAACCGAAGGCAAGGAGUACUUGAAGCAGGAUCCCCGUCUCUUUGUCGACUUUGACAACUACGAGAUUGAAAUGGCCAAGAAGAACGAAUAUCCUCUCAAUUCCAAACAUCCUCUUGUGAACUGGGACUGGGACCGACAUUUCAUGGAGAAAUACUCCGAAGGUGACACGGAAUACAUGAAGAACCUGACAUACGAGGAAGUUGAGGAGCAGGCUGGCCAUGGAGGCCACGAAGUGCUCAACUGGGUUGCAAUGUUGGGAGCUAUGAAAGGCGCCAAGAGCAAGAUGUUACUUUACGAGCCUGUCGUUGAAUGGAUCUGCGGCAUGGUUUAUCAGGAUUUCUGUAUCACUGAGAAACUCAACUAG